AUGAAAAGGCUGUUGCUGCUCGUUUUGCUCCUCGUCGACCAGACCCGACGCGGCGAGGGGGCGGAAACGUCGGAGCUGGCUCUGCUGGCGGAGCGGCCGACGCGCAUCGUCGGGGGCAAGGACUCGGAGAAGGGCCGCCACCCGUGGCAGGUCUCCCUGCACUGGUUCAACAAGAAGCGCGGCAUCCGGCCGCGGCACGUGUGCGGUGGGACGCUCCUGGCCUCGGGCUGGGUCCUGACUGCCGGGCACUGCCAGACGUUGAGUCCGAAGCGUCCGGGGGGCCAAUACAUGGUACUGGCGGGUAAGCACGAGCUCGGCACUCCGGAGGACACGGAGCAGACGCGCCUCGUCGAGGAGACCUUUGUCCAUCCCGAGUACUCGGGCUCGGUGGGGCCGAACGACAUAGCGCUGAUGAAACUGGAGAGGCCCUUCGAGCUGAACGAGUACGUGUCGACGGUGUCGCUGCCCUACGCGGACCAGAUGCACAGCGGCGACGCGAUACUCACGGGCUGGGGCAGUGUCUCCCGCACCAGGAAACCCGAGUCCCCGCGGGUGCUGCAGGUGGCAACUCUACCGCUGCUGGAUUACGAGGAGUGCAAGGAGGUUCUGGACGAGCGCCUCAGGAGGGAGGACGAGAACCCCAUUGAUCCCACCAACGUUUGCACGGGACCACUCGACGGCUCCCAGUCGGCGUGCAAGGGAGACUCGGGUGGUCCGCUGGUCGUGAUAAACUCCCUCGACAUGGUUGAAAUCAUCGGUGUGGUCAGUUGGGGCAUAUAUCCGUGCGCGAAACGUAACAGUCCAUCGGUGUACACGAGAGUCUCGGCCUUUGUUCCCUGGAUUCAUCAAAUAAUGCGGGACAACUGAGAUAAAGAACAAAAGAACAUAAAGUUGACGUGUAUUAUUGAUAC
Molecule: messenger RNA, 911 nt
Organism: Copidosoma floridanum
Lineage: Eukaryota; Metazoa; Arthropoda; Insecta; Hymenoptera; Encyrtidae
Product: lectizyme-like
Biological process (GO): proteolysis
Molecular function (GO): serine-type endopeptidase activity
Source: RefSeq, a predicted model, not a curated record